Messenger RNA from Aureobasidium pullulans EXF-150, 7135 nucleotides. RefSeq names its product DUF1744-domain-containing protein. The record is from RefSeq and is a predicted model, not a curated record. Gene Ontology annotation, biological process: nucleotide-excision repair, DNA gap filling; leading strand elongation; DNA replication proofreading. Gene Ontology annotation, molecular function: DNA-directed DNA polymerase activity; single-stranded DNA 3'-5' DNA exonuclease activity; nucleotide binding. The transcript is spliced from 2 exons. NCBI's taxonomy places the organism in Eukaryota, Fungi, Ascomycota, Dothideomycetes, Dothideales, Saccotheciaceae. Gene Ontology annotation, cellular component: epsilon DNA polymerase complex; nucleus. Bases 157 to 6867 code for a protein of 2236 amino acids.
GUCGACAAUUACAUGCCUAUUUCUCCCUAUACCAAUCCCUUCACAGCUCUACAGGUUUAAUGAUUCAUGGUUUUCGUUUAAAGAACUUAAUUCGGCAUUCUUCACUUUACAUCACAUCAGCACAUUCGAGAAUCACAACCUACACAACCACCCACCAUGGCGAGACAGAACGGCCAAAACUUCCGCCGUAUGGGCAAGAACGGCAACACUUCCUACGGCUCACGGAAGAUGAAGACGGCAGACAUCUCCACACUACGGGGAUCAGAAGCAACAUCACAAAAUGAGAAACUCGAGGCCACACGGCUCGCCCACAAGAUCGACGAGGCCAUGGGCUUUGAACGCUUCGAGGCCGGGAGGAAAAGAGAAGGAUGGCUUAUCAACAUGCACAGCACCACCAUCGAAGACACAAAGAACCAAGGAGGUCGCGCGGGCGUCGACUUUUACUUUCUCCAAGACGACGGAAAUACUUUCAAGGCCACCGUCGAGUACGAUCCGUAUUUCCUGAUUGCCGUGAAGCGAGGCAAGGAGCCAGAAGUCGAAGAGUGGUGCAAGAGAUCCUUUGAGGGUAUGGUGAAGACCGUUCAAAGGAUAGACAAGGAGGAUCUGUCAAUGCCAAACCACUUACUCGGACACCGAAGGAAUUUCCUCAAGCUCACAUUCGCAAACGUAAACGACCUAUUACAAGUUAGAAGAGGCAUCUCACCCGUCGCCGAAAAGAACAAGAGCAAGAUGAACGCCAUGGACACAUACGCAGAAGUCGCAACUGCAAACGCCGGAAUGGACUUGUUCGAUGACGACUUCGACCAAGCGAACAAGGCCAGCAUCUUCGACGCCAGCGACUUCAUUGUCGACAUCAGAGAGUACGACGUACCGUACCACGUACGAGUAGCCAUCGACAAGGACAUCCGAAUAGGAAAAUGGUACACCGUCGAGGCGAAGCACGGUCACAUCACAUUGACAUGCAUCGAGGAGAGGUUACAACGUGCUGAUCCUGUCAUUCUGGCCUUUGAUAUCGAGACUUGCAAAGCACCGCUCAAGUUCCCCGACGCUGCAGUCGAUCAGAUUAUGAUGAUUUCGUACAUGAUCGAUGGCCAAGGUUUCCUCAUCACAAAUCGAGAAAUUGUCUCCGAGGAUAUUGCCGACUUCGAAUACACGCCCAAGCCCGAAUACGAGGGACCUUUCCUAAUUUUCAACGAGCCGGACGAGAGAGCUUUGCUGGAACGCUUCUUCGAUUGUAUCAAGGAAGCGCGUCCAACAAUUAUCGUCACAUACAACGGUGACUUCUUCGAUUGGCCGUACGUCGAAGCUAGAGCUAGUAUUCAAGGCAUCGACAUGUACCAAGAGAUCGGCUUCCGUAAGAACAGCGAGGACAUCUACCAGUCAAAUUACUGCGCACACAUGGACGCCUUUGCCUGGGUCAACCGUGACAGUUACUUGCCGCAAGGAAGUAGAGGUCUGAAAGCCGUCACAGUUGCCAAACUUGGCUACGACCCCGAUGAACUGGACCCGGAACUGAUGACACCUUAUGCUCAGGAACGACCACAGACUCUGGCCGAGUACUCUGUCUCAGAUGCCGUGGCGACAUAUUAUCUCUACAUGAAAUACGUACAUCCUUUCAUUUUCUCGCUAUGUACCAUUAUUCCCCUAGGACCAGAUGAUGUGUUGCGAAAGGGUACUGGUACACUUUGCGAGAUGUUGCUCAUGGUCCAAGCAUAUCAGAAGGAGAUUGUACUGCCCAACAAGCAUCAAGCACCACGAGAAUCCUUCUGGGAAGGCCAUCUACUGGAGUCAGAAACUUAUGUUGGUGGUCACGUCGAGAGUAUUGAAUGUGGUGUCUUCCGCGCCGACAUUCCAUGCAACUUCGCGGUGGAUCCUGCCGCCAUCGAGGAACUAAUCAAAGAACUCGACAACGCACUCAAGUUCAGUAUCACAGUGGAAGAGAAGAAGUCAAUGGAUGACAUUGAGAACUAUGAAGAAGUCAAGGCACAGAUCUUGGAGAGGCUCAUCCAACUCAAGGAGACCCCAAACCGCAAAGAGAAGCCUCUGAUCUACCAUUUGGAUGUCGCAUCUAUGUAUCCCAACAUCAUGACGACAAAUCGUCUGCAACCAGAUUCCAUGAUCGAGGAAGCAGACUGCGCUGCUUGCGACUUCAACAGACCUGGCAAAACUUGUGAUCGAAGAUUACCCUGGUCGUGGAGAGGAGAGUACUUGCCUGCGAAGCGCGACGAGUACAACAUGAUUCGCCACGCUCUCGAGAGUGAAAAGUUCCCUGGCAAAUAUGCGAACAGCUUAGCUCGAAGUUUCCAAGACCUGUCUCUUGAUGAGCAAUCGGUACUGGUCAAGAAACGACUACAAGAUUACAGCAAAAAGAUCUAUCACAAGAUUCACGAGGCCAAAACGAUCGAGAAGGAAGCCAUCAUCUGCCAACGAGAAAACCCAUUCUACGUCGACACCGUCAAGGACUUCCGUGACAGAAGAUACGAUUUCAAGGGAAAGCAGAAGGUCUGGAAAGGCAAAACUGAAGACUUGAAGAAAGCUGGUGCUUCCGCUGCUGAAGUCGAUGAUGCCAAGAAGAUGAUCAUUCUGUUCGAUUCUCUACAACUGGCUCACAAGGUCAUCUUGAACAGUUUCUACGGUUAUGUCAUGAGAAAAGGUUCUCGCUGGUACUCCAUGGAGAUGGCCGGUGUCACUUGUUUGACUGGUGCCCGAAUCAUUCAAAUGGCCAGACAGCUGGUUGAACGCAUCGGAAGACCCCUCGAACUCGACACUGACGGUAUUUGGUGUAUUCUUCCUGCGACUUUCCCUGAGAACUUCGCAUUCAAGCUGAAGAAUGGCAAGAAACUCGCCAUAUCAUACCCUUGCGUCAUGUUGAAUCAUCGUGUUCACGAUGGAUUCACCAACCAUCAAUACCAGGAACUGGUCGAUCCUCAAAACUUCCGCUACGAGACACAUAGCGACAACACUAUUUUCUUCGAAGUCGACGGACCUUACAGAGCCAUGAUCCUGCCAACCUCCAAGGAAGAAGACAAGAAUUUGAAGAAGCGUUAUGCUGUAUUCAACCACGAUGGUACUCUUGCUGAGCUGAAAGGUUUCGAAGUCAAACGUCGUGGUGAGCUCAAGCUGAUCAAGAUCUUCCAAACACAGAUCUUCAAGUUCUUCUUGGAAGGCACAACGCUUGAGGAGACUUAUGGUGCAGUCGCCAAGGUUGCCAACAGAUGGCUGGAUGUUCUUGACUCUCAUGGUUCCACUCUGGCUGAUGAAGAGCUCAUUGAUCUUAUUUGCGAGAACAAGAGUAUGGCCAAGACACUCGAGGAGUACGGCGCUCAAAAGUCAACCGCCAUCACCACAGCGAAGCGUCUCGCCGAGUUCUUGGGUGAGCAAAUGGUCAAGGACAAGGGCUUGAACUGCAAGUACAUUAUCUCAUCACGACCCAGAAACUCUCCCGUCACGGAACGUGCCAUUCCGGUCGCCAUCUUCUCGGCUGAAGAGUCGGUCAAGAAGCACUACCUUAGAAAGUGGAUGAAGGAUGACCCGGGUGACAUGGAUCCUCGUACCGUCAUCGACUGGAACUACUACCUUGAACGUCUGGGAUCGGUCAUACAGAAGCUGAUUACAAUUCCUGCUGCUCUGCAGAAGAUUCGCAACCCUGUUCCUCGUGUUGCUCAUCCCGAUUGGCUUGAGCGCAGAAUCAGAAUCAAGGAUGAUGUCUUCAAGCAAAAGAAGAUGACAGACAUGUUCCUGAAGAAGCCUUUGGAGGAUGUUGACCUCAACGCCGCCAACGGAAGAAUUGUCGGAGAUCUUGAAGAUUUUGGUUCGUCUUCAUUGACUGUACCAAAGAGAGCCAUUGUCUCGAGAGUUCACUCGUCGCAGAAGCGAAAGGCUGCUGAAGUCGAGCCUGCUGCACCUAUCAACCCUUACGACAGUCUUCCUCCGAACAUGCCUUCCAUCACAGAGGACUACGAGGGCUGGCUUCAGUACCAAAAGAAGAAGUGGAAGAUUCAAAAGCAGGCUCGCAAGAGAAGAAGACAGCUCUUCGGUGAAAAGCGUGUUGACAAUACCGAUGCCAUUGGCAAUAUGUUCCGCAAUCAGAGUGAGUUGAUGUACAACUCGACCUGGCAGAUUCUACAGCUCUGCGAGGGUGAGAGCCCUGGCGAAGUCAAGGCUUUCGUCUUGAUUGACCAAAAGGUUCAUCAGCUCAAGGUUGUGGUACCGCGUCAAGUCUUCCUCAACUUGAAGGGAGACGAUCUGCCCGAUGUAUCUGUGGAUGGUGUGGAGGCGGAGAAGGUGGUCAACUACACUCUGCCGAAUGGCCAUCCUUCGGUGCAUCUCUUCAAGCUCAGCAUGCCUGAACAUGUCUACAUCAAAGACGCGGAUAAGCUUGCAGCACUUUUCAACCACUCCAGUGUUGAAGGUGUGUACGAGACGCAAGUACCGCUGGACAUCAGAGCAGUUCUGGAGCUCGGCAGCACCUGCACCUUUGAUGAAAAGCAAGCAGGUGUUUUGGGUAAAGGUAUGACCCACGGUUUCGACCUGUCUGCACUGCACUACGUGCCUCCCAAGCAACCUUACCUAUCUUCCUCGCCCAUGAGCUACCUCUACCUCUACCACGUCAUUGCUGGCGAGCGCCAGAUCUUUGCUCUAUUCUCCACUUCCAAGAAGGAGGCCCAGAUUGUUGUCCUCAACAGAUCCCGUGCUGAUCAAGGUAUGCCUAAUGUCGACCGUAUCUAUCAAGACAUGUAUGCCAAGAAGCUGGAGGAAAGCAAUGGAGAGCCAUGGCAAGAUGUUUUGGAGUAUCAAGAGGGCAUUCACUUCAAGACUGUCAACGUCACUACCAAGAAGAGAGCACUCCAGGAAGUCGGCGAUGCCAUCAAGAAGAUCCAGAAAGAGGAGGCCAAUCCUCUUAUGGUGGUCAUCCAAUCUCAACAGCCUCGUCUGCUGAGACAUGAUCUGCCCAUUCUUCAAGAUUUGCCUAUGCUGCCUCUAAAAUCUGAUGAAGACGACAAGAGACUGCCUCCGCUGGGAUGGCAGUCAUUCGUUGCCAAGAGAUUGGUUGGACAUUACCUUGACCUCGGAUCGUGGAUAACACACCUGAUCGAGCUCAGUCGCUACGGCAAUGUUCCUCUCUGCAACCUCGAGAAGGACGAUCCACGCUUCCUGAUCGACAUCUCGUACGCACGAAGAUUGCAAAAGGAGAAAGUGGUGCUUUGGUGGUCGGCCAACCCACGUCCUGAUCACGCAGGCUAUGAGAAGGAUGACAUUCUCGCUGCUAUGGAGACUGUGGAUAUGCCUUCUGUCAACAAUCCCGGAACCUACUCUUCUGUCUGCAUCGAUCUCAGUGUCAAGAAUCUGGCAAUCAACACCAUUUUGUGUUCUGCAGUUCUCAAUGAUGCUGAAGGUGCCGAUUCGAUGGGCUUGUCUAUCCCGCCGCCCGGUGAAGAAGGCAUUGAGGAUAUCUCGCAUGUUGCCUCUGGCGAAAACACAUUUGCUCAAGCAGGUAUCAUGGCUUUGAGAGAGAUGGUCAGAGCUUGGUGGGAAGAAGCUUGCCGUGGUGGUGGCAUGGCAGAUGUCAUGGUUCAACAUCUGGUACGCUGGAUUGAAAACCCUGGCUCCUUCUUAUACGACAAGUCAUUGCACUACUACGUGCAAAUGAUGUCAAGGAAAGCUCUGCAGCAACUCAUGUCCGAGUUCAGACGUGUCGGUUCGCAUGUGGUGUAUGCUAGUGCAAAUCGCCUGCUGUUACAAACCACCAAGGCCGAAGUCGGCAAUGCCUACGCCUACAGUCAGUACAUCCUCAAGACGGUCAACGCCAAGCCAUCCUUCAACUUCCUCGAUCUCAGCAUCACCGAAUACUGGGACUACCUAAUCUGGUACGACGAGUUCAACUACGGAGGAAAAGGAUGUGCAGAAGUCGUCGAAGUCGAAAACCAAACCCUCAACACAAUCAUGGAGUGGCAGAUCGGCACCUUCUUACCUCGCAUCUUACAACCCAUGUUCAAUGAUUGGGUUGUCGAAUACAUCAAUCUCAUGCACGCGCGCAAAAGACCUUCGGAAACAUCAAGCGGUGCUCCUCGACCGACUCAACUUCCCAUCCACGCGUCCAUUUUCGCUUCCGAAAAGGACGAUCAAACGACUCCUGGACAUGUGCUGGCGAAAUCGUUUUCCAAACCGCUGGCGAAACAGAUCAAAGCUUUGAUCAAACGUCAACGCACGGAAGCCAUGCACGAAGAUCUCGCCGCCGAUUGGAGUUUCCCCAUCCUCCCUGGUUCCUCUGGCAGUCUUCAGAAUCCAGUCUUGCAAUUGGUGAAAUCCAUCAUGCAAGUGCUGAGUCUGGAUAAAACCAUAACUCUAGAAGCCCGCCUCCUCCGCAAAGAAUUGUUGCAUCUUUUCGAAAUCCGCGAAUUCAGCGCCGAAGGUGCUUUUGCGAAUCCUUCGAAUAGUCUCGCUAUCAAGCAGUUGUCAUGUCCGGAAUGCUGUCUUCCCAGGGAUAUAGACCUCUGUCGCGAUUCCGACAUCAUCCCCACCUCCGCAACCACUGCUCCUUCCACCACCAGCACCACCACACAUUCACUAACAAUCCACUGUCACAAUUGCACCGCCCUCUUCGACCGCCUACUCAUCGAAGAACGCCUGCUCGCCGAAGUACAAAAACUGAUCCUGCAAUGGACGACGCAGGAUCUGAAAUGUGGCAAAUGUGGACGCAUCCGCCAGAAUGAAUUCAUGGAACAUUGCAGUUGUGCUGGGGAGUGGGGGGUCAGUGUUAAAAGGGAGGAAGUGGUGAAAUCACUCAAGGUUUAUGGGGGCGUGGGCAGGUUUUAUGGGAUGAGGAUGUUGGAGGAUGUGGUGGGGGGUGUGGUUGAUGGUGUGUGAGGGAAGGGGAUGGAGGGGAUGAGGGAAGGUAUGGAUGGAUGGGGUUUGUCAUUUGUUGGGAAUGGCGUUUAGGGGAGGGGGGCAUUGCUGGAGUUGAGAUGGGAAGAUGGGGAGAUGAGCGAUAUGUAUAUAUUUGCUGAACUACAAAAUUAUGAUGAAGAUUAUCACAUCACAUUGCUUUAGUUUUUUGCAAGGUAGUUGUGCAAUAUCAAGAGUCUUGUGGGAAGUGUCCUCGGAGGUUGAGAAUUUCGCUGGCAUAUAGUAGCAG